AUGAAGCCAUCGCCAGUUCUCCUCCUCCUCUUCCUCCUCGUCGUCUCCUCCUCCUCCGCCCCCGUCCUCGACACCGACGGAAACCCCCUCCGCAGCGGCGAAGGCGAAACCUACUACGUCAACCCGGCCAUCACCGACGUCGCCGGCCCCCUGACGCUCGCGUCCCGCCGGGCCACGGACUGCCCCCUCCGCGUGGCGCAGGCCCGCAUCCGCACCUCCGACACCGGCCUGCCGGUGAGAUUCACGCCGGUCGACGGAGGGAACGGAACCAUAGAGUUGGAGGAGGACGUGACGGUCGUCUUCGACGCGAUCACUCUCUGCCUCCAGUCGCUGUUAUGGGAGAUAGAGAUCGGAGCCGACGACCGCAGGUACUACGUCUCGACCGGCGGUCAACAGACGAACCCCACCGAAUCGAACCUGUUCAGCAUCAGGAGGAGCCAGAUUUCCGGGUCGGUUUAUGAACUGUUUUUCCGUGGAGUCGGCCGGGUGCCGAGUGGACCGCUGGGGAUCUUCGUGGAGGAGGGCCGGCGCUGGCUCGGAAUCAGGAACGAUAGACCUUUUCCAUUCGAGUUCCAAAAAGUCAACGCUUAG
Zingiber officinale is the source of this 591-nucleotide messenger RNA. RefSeq names its product miraculin-like. The coding region runs from base 1 to 591 and encodes 196 amino acids. Gene Ontology annotation, molecular function: endopeptidase inhibitor activity. NCBI's taxonomy places the organism in Eukaryota, Viridiplantae, Streptophyta, Magnoliopsida, Zingiberales, Zingiberaceae. The transcript has a single exon. The record is from RefSeq and is a predicted model, not a curated record.